CCCGGCUUCAAUUCCUGUCAAAUGGAUAUCAAAACGGCACUUGCUGAUCCUUGCGUUUUCCAUUCAGGGCCUGACACUUCCCGGAGAUCUUUUCCAGUCGUAAUGACACCUCCGAUCUUGGUGGCGCAUGCAGCUCGAUGAAAGGGAUCUUAUAUCGCCCAUCUCCCCUUCGCUCCUCGCACCUCCGUUGUCGCACUCUGUACAAACGAAAAUCGUGUCAUGCCAAAUAUGGUGGUGUUUUCCAUCGUCAACAAUGCCCAGCGGGCGAUUAUCGGCGUGGCUGCUGUGUUCAUGGUGCUGCCUAUCGUUGCAGUUACUUUGCGCAUCUACGGCCGUCAUCUGAAGGGAGUUGGCCUCGACCUAAGUGACUACCUGAUCAUGGGUGGAUUGGUGUGCUCCCUUGGUUUCGGUGCAAUCGAUAUAUCCUGCGUCGUCAACUGCGGAGUCGGCCACCAUAUGGCAGAGGUCGUGGCACAGUACGGAAUGGGCCCGAUAAUGCUGUUUAUGAAGGAACUCGUCGCCAUCCAGAUCUUCUGGGCCGUCGGCAACUCCUGCGUCAAGCUCUCCCUCCUCUCCUUCUACUGUCGCGUCUUCUCCUUCCCUCGCUUCAUUAUGACGGCCCAAAUAACGGCCGUAUUUAUACUCCUAUGGGCGCUCGCCGUCAUCCUGGGCGGGUUCCUCCUCUGUCAGCCAUUCGCGUUUACAUGGGACCAAAGCAUCCCCGGCGGCCAUUGCGGUAAUCAAGUCCUUUCAUACCAGAUCACCGGCGCCCUCAAUUUGGUCACAGACUUGAUGGUGCUCACCAUGCCAAUGCCGUAUCUCUGGAAACUCGAGAUGCGAGUAUCGCAGAAAAUCCCUCUCAUGGCGGUCUUUGCUGUGGGACUAUUUGUCUGCGUCGCAACGAUAAUGCGCCUUGUCUCCCUCUCCCUCCUUGACUUCACCGACCUUACCGAUAACAUCACCGAAGCCAUGAUCUGGGGAACAAUCGAGCCUGCGCUGGGCGUCACCCUAGCGUGUAUCCCCUUCAUGAAACCCAUCUUCCCAUUCUCGCGGUCUAUGGCAAACUAUACACAGUCCGGGCAGACAGAGAGUAGUCAUGGAAAGAUGUUUAGCAGGAAAGGAUUUCGGCACCCAUAUGACCCAUACCCCCUGGACACCAUGGUUAGUACGGCUGGCGCGCAGGAGCCGGGUCUGCAGACGAGGCCGGAUAAUGCGUCAGAUCAGGAGCGGUUGGUUUCUUCGGAACAGGGGAAGGGGAUGUCGAUUGUGGUGCAAAAGGACUUUGAGAUGAAAUGAAGAUGUCGAGUACUAUGUAGACGGCUAAUCCAUCAAAAGUGCGGCGCAAUAAAAUUAUUUCUCGGGAUUCUAGCGGUAUCUGCCAUGCCGUAUAAUCCUGAAUUAAGUGCUGUAAACCUAAUGUACAAAUGGGCAUACAAUGUCCCAGUAGGCAAUAUAUUAAACGCAUACAG
Molecule: messenger RNA, 1469 nt
Organism: Aspergillus versicolor CBS 583.65
Lineage: Eukaryota; Fungi; Ascomycota; Eurotiomycetes; Eurotiales; Aspergillaceae
Exons: 5
Coding region: 220-1296 (358 amino acids)
Source: RefSeq, a predicted model, not a curated record